AUUAAUUGCACCUCACGACGUCGGUUUUUCAGACUUGAAAUGUCGAAAAAUUUCGCAACGAUUAGCAGAAACAAGUUAUAAAAUCAUACACAUGUCGUUGAUAGAAAAACAAUUCUGUUAUAAGACAUGGAUCCAAAUGAAGUGGAGUUCUUGGGGGAGAAACAAUUGGUGACAAUUAUACCAAGUUUCACUUUCAAUCAGAUUCAUUUGAUAUCUGGAUCAAUUGGACCGUUUCGAGCCGGCUUACCUACUCAAGUUCCGAUUUGGUUGGCAGUUAAUUUAAAACAACAACAAAAGUGUCGCAUUGUCGGUCAAGAAUGGAUGGACGCCAAGCUAUUGAUAGACGUGAAGGACGAAGAAAAAACAUCCAAGUUUUUCACAAAAAUGCCUAGUGAUCACUACAUGGACGAAACUCUCAUGCUUUUGGGUGUAGCUCCAGAAGACAUUCCACAGGCUGAAGAGAUCAGAACAAUUGUUAAGGAUCUGUGGGAUAUUCGUAUGUCUAAAUUACGUACUUCAGUCGAUGCCUUCAUGAAAAGUGACAGCGCAUUUGCUAAACUAGACCAUUUGACACCGAUGGAAAUAAAUUGCAUACGGCCUUCGCUACCUCAUGCUCUUGAUCAGCGAGAUCGCAUUCAAACGUGUGGAAGCAGACCAAGAGAUUCCCAGGACACACAGCGUUCAUAGAAUACCUGUAAUAUAGUGUAGAAAAUCGUUCAUACUUGUAACAGCCAAUAAGAUAAUUGUUUUACGCUCCAAA
Neodiprion fabricii is the source of this 760-nucleotide messenger RNA. RefSeq names its product probable DNA replication complex GINS protein PSF2 (gene Psf2). Bases 127 to 687 code for a protein of 186 amino acids. Gene Ontology annotation, biological process: DNA replication; double-strand break repair via break-induced replication. NCBI's taxonomy places the organism in Eukaryota, Metazoa, Arthropoda, Insecta, Hymenoptera, Diprionidae. Gene Ontology annotation, cellular component: nucleus; GINS complex. The record is from RefSeq and is a predicted model, not a curated record. The transcript is spliced from 4 exons.